UAUGUGUUUUGCAGACCGUGAUGGCGGAUGUGAGUUCACUGAAAGCGAUUCAAAGGGACUUAGGAGAAAGUCAGCUAGCGGAAGGUUCACCCGGCGCUGUCAUAGUGCCUUAGAUCAUCUGAAGUGGCAGGCUGUACACUUGAAUAUGUAGUUAAAUCCUGUAUUCACUUUGCAUAAUAAUAUGCGGGGCGAGGAACCUGGAGGAAACGAGGCAGACGAGACAGCGCUGAUUGAAAUCAUUAUUUCGUACGGCUAGCUAGCUGGGUUAGCAUUCUCCGGCAACAUAACAAAGCAACGGUGAGAGCGAGCGGGCAGCAUCCCGGUCCGGGAGGGGGAGGGACCCGUGCAGGAUGAAAUUUACCGAACACCUUUCGGCGCAUAUUACCCCCGAAUGGAGGAAACAGUACAUUCAGUAUGAGGCCUUCAAAGAUAUGCUUUAUUCAGCUCAGGACCAGGCUCCAUCCAUUGAAGUCACAGAUGAAGACACUGUUAAAAGAUACUAUGCCAAGUUUGAAGAGAAGUUUUUCCAAGCUUGUGAAAAAGAAUUGGCCAAAAUCAACACUUUCUAUUCAGAGAAGCUUGCAGAGGCACAGAGACGCUUCGCCACCCUUCAGAAUGAGCUGCAGUCGUCUCUGGAUGCUCAGAGAGAGGGCAGUGUGCCAGGGCUACGCAGGCGGCACAAGACAGUGUUCCACCUGUCACAUGAGGAACGCGUCAAAUACCGCAACAUCAAGGACCUCCAGCUGGCCUUCAGCGAGUUCUACCUAAGCCUCAUCCUUCUGCAGAACUACCAGAAUCUCAAUUUCACUGGCUUCCGGAAAAUUCUGAAGAAACAUGAUAAGAUCCUGGAGACUCCUCGUGGGGCUGAUUGGAGAGUGGCCCAUGUGGAGGUGGCGCCCUUCUAUACCUGCAAGAAGAUCACACAGCUGAUCUCCGAGACUGAGACCUUGGUGACAACAGAAUUGGAGGGGGGAGAUCGGCAGAAGGCCAUGAAGAGGCUGAGGGUUCCUCCACUUGGUGCAGCACAGCCAGCACCAGCUUGGACCACGUUCCGGGUCGGCCUGUUCUGCGGAGCGUUUUUCGUUCUCACAGUGGCCUUCAUUAUCCUUGGUACCAUGUUAAUAGGAGAUGGGAAUGUGUGGCCGCUGGUGCGUAUCUAUCGGGGCGGAUUUCUGCUCGUCCAGUUUCUCUUCCUCCUGGGCAUCAACACCUACGGAUGGCGACAAGCUGGGGUUAAUCACGUACUGAUAUUUGAGCUGAACCCUCGUAAUAACCUGUCCCAUCAGCACCUUUUUGAGAUUGCAGGCUUCCUUGGGGUGUUGUGGUGUCUCAGUAUCCUCGCCUGCCUCAACUCAAAGUCCAUCUUAAUCCCCAUGCAAGUCAAUCCACUCAUCCUUUAUGGCUUCAUGCUCUUGUUCCUCAUCAAUCCCUUCAAAACCUGCUACUACAAGUCCCGUUUCUGGCUGCUCAAACUGCUGUUCCGUGUCUUCACAGCACCCUUCCACAAGGUAGAAUUUGCAGACUUCUGGUUGGCUGACCAACUGAACUCUUUGGUGGUACUUCUGAUGGACCUGGAGUAUCUGGUGUGCUUCUAUAGCUUUGAGCUUGACUGGACAGCACCAGAGGGCCUGCUUUCUUCCAAACCAGGUGACACAUGUAACACGUAUUCGUAUGGUGUCCGCGCUGUGAUCCAAUGUCUGCCAGCCUGGAUCCGCUUUGUACAAUGCCUGCGGCGUUACCGUGACACCAAACGGGCUUUCCCCCACCUUGUCAAUGCGGGAAAAUACUCCACCACCUUCUUUGUGGUGACUUUUGCCGCACUCUACCAAACCCACAAAGUCAAUCAGCACACGGACACCGAUGUGUUCUUCUACCUGCUGAUCGUCUUCUCGGCGAUCAACUCCUGUUACACCCUGGUUUGGGACCUGAAGAUGGACUGGGGGCUGUUUGAUCGCAGCGCCGGUGAAAACACAUUCCUGAGGGAGGAGAUUGUCUACCCACAGAAAGCCUACUACUACUGUGCCAUAGUGGAAGAUGUCAUUCUCCGUUUUGCCUGGACCAUUCAGAUUUCCCUCACCACUUUGAACAUUUUUCCAUCCGCUUCUGACAUCUUAUCCACUGUACUGGCGCCACUGGAGGUUUUCAGGCGCUUUGUGUGGAACUUCUUCCGGUUAGAGAACGAGCAUCUUAACAACUGUGGUGAGUUCCGUGCCGUGCGAGACAUCUCAGUAGCGCCUCUAAAUGCUGACGACCAGACCCUGCUGGAGCAGAUGAUGGACCAAGAGGAUGGUGUGCGUAACCGGCAAGGGAAGAAGAGCUGGAAACGUAGCUACAGUGUGUCACUACGACGUCCCCGCCUGGCUUCUCAGUCAAAGGUGCGGGACAUCAAGGUGUUAAUAGAGGACACUGAUGAUGAGGCAUGUGCCUGAACUCCGCAGCAGCUGCUCUGCCCAACGCCAGUGGCCGCAUCCUUUAAUCACCCUUCUGAUCAGUCUGUCACAGAGCUGCCUCUGCACCUUCACAUAAACCCUCACAUGUGUCCAUAAUCUACACAUGACAAACUACAUGAUCGACCUACUGAUAUUUCUAUUCAAUGAUCCACACAUGCAAGACACAGAGAUACCUAAUAGAUGCACUCCAGGGAUUUUACUUUUCUUUGUUUAUUUUUAAAAGAUACCAUUUUUGGUUUAUAUAUAUUUUUUCUUUUUAUUUUCCUUUGCCAACUGUUUUGUAGGUGCAUAAAUUUAAAAAAAUGACUGCGGAUAUUUCUGUAUAUAUCAGGAUCAAACAAAAAUGAGAAAUAUUGAUAAUCACAAACGAUACUAUGAAGGAGAACAAAACUGGACAAUUACUAGAGAAUCAGCCAGUCCACCUUGCUUUUAUGGUUGUUUGUGUUUGUAUUAAGUUGGGUAUACAGCCCUGUCUAUGUACACAUACACAGAAUAUGUGAAUGAGUUAUUUUUGCAUUGUACUUAAGUUUUUCCACUAUUUAUGAAAAAAAUAUGGCUUGAAUGUAUGUGCAAUGAUGUUAAAAUGUUCAAGGACUUCUGCCAUGAAAAGCAGGUGUUUGAAACCCUUUCGUCACCUCAUGGUUAUCCCACUAUAACAGCACCUUGGUCCCCUACUCAUACAAACCCUAGUCACAAAGAACAGAGUAGCUAUGGAAACCAAAGAAUUUUCAAGGCCAAAUAUCAUUCCAGCAAAACUGAUAGGUACUCUUACCUCUUUUUUUUAAUAAUGGGAAAUAAAAGUCUCUGUGUAGUUGGAAAUGUUCUUGAAAAAAAUGGUCUGUUUAAGUCAGGAUCAGUCAGGAUUUGUGGUGUAACAUUACCCACAUAAUAAGCUAAUGGGAGAGGUGUGAUACGCCCUGAUCAUUUCUAUUAUUUUAAAUUACAUGCAUGAUUUUAAUUGGACAUAAUCUGUAGUCUUAAAACAGGUUAAAUGCUUGGUUUGGUAUAAUCAUGUAGUGCUUGCUGUUCCAUUUCUGUAAGUUACUGCUAGUGACAGUCCUGUCUGUCCCCUAAGGUCUUUCUCUCUCACUUCACACCCUGGCAUUGCUCCCUGUUAAAUACAGCAUGCUAUUGUUAGAAUUGGGAUUUUUCUGCAAUUUUAGGUACAAGGACCAAGCAUUUUUCUAAACACAUUUGCCAAUUUUUUUCAGCAUCCAGUGUGAUCUGGAAACCUCAUCCUUUGAAGGUUUUCUUUCCACUUUAGCUCCUUCGUUUAGCAUGUUAACUAUUUUUUCUGAUGAUAACAUAGCAGUGUGGUAUAUCUAUGUAGUAGUGAAUUUGCCCAUGGAAUAGGAAGUGUGUGCACACACACACACACACAGACUGGACGUUUGUGUAUUUGACAUGGAACGAAUUAUAGGAAUAAUUGUGCAAGUUCAGUCAGUAAUGUUCAGUGUUGAGGAGGUCCCUCUCUUUUGAUUUUGUGUUUAACAGAAAUUAAAACUGUCAUAAUAUUAAUGACAGUAACAUGGGAUACUAACACUCCUGUUUGAUAUGUGGUCUUUCCCUAAGAUGCCGGAAGUGUUUUAAACACCUAUGGGGAGAAUGUUUGACCAAAGGUGUUCCUGUUCACAUCAUAAGUCACAGCUGUCAGAGGUUGGACCACCCAUUUUCAUAAGCCCUUUCUAUGCCACCGGUUGUUUUGUGUUCCUGCAUUAGGAAAUGGGGGAGGAAAACUACUAUGAUAAAAAUAAACAUUUCUAUGAGUAAACUGUGGUUUCUGUAGUUCUGGAGGCCACACACCUUGUUUUUGAGCACUGCUGGCAGUAAACGGGUAUUUCUUUACAUUUUCAAUGUAACAGGUUUUGUGUUUUCAUCCUCGGCAUCUAGGUGUUUGAUGUUUUAGUGGUGAAUAUGUCUGUGAUUAGCAUGCAUGCAAAGCUACAUACACAAUGCUGGAGUAGACUUAAUUGUGUUACAUGGUCCUUGUCAUUUAAACAAUGAAUGAUUGAUAAUGUGCCUUCAUUCACUGCACAUGAAAAAGGCACAAACCAAAAAUGGCAGGUACAUUUGACACCAUAUGUAUGACAGUAGAGAGAUAUGAGAUUUGUCAUUAAGUAAACCGAAGACAUAUUGAGUACAGUAAGCCCUAGUACAUCAUGCAUGCUACAAUGCAGCAUUCUUGAAAUGUGAUUUCUGUCCUUCAGUUUUCAGAACACAGUUUUCAGGCCCAUUAUGUCUGAAUCUGACGUUUCUGGCAUCUAUACAUUUCUGUGGAGUGGACUGUGUUUCUUUUUAGCAUAGUCCCAAAAGCUGUACUACAUCUAGACAUUAGCAGUUAGCAUUAGCCAUUAGCAUCUUAAUUCAGUGCAAGUACAAUAUUUAUUGAUUUAGUUGCCUCAUGUUAACUGAUUUCAUUUGAUUUAUAAUACUCAGAACUGACCCAUAUCUUCAGAAUUGGCCUUGACAGGGGAGGGAAAAUGCAGAAAUGAUCUUUUUCCCUGGAAAUUGAGUUGCAUCACAAAUUAAUGUUUGUUUUUAAAUAUGUAGUUUUGUAUAAAAAAUAUAUAUAUAUAUUCACACGUUUAAUGUUUCAGCAAUGAAGUUCCAAUGAGGUCUUGUUGGAAUGGAGCAGUGUAAUAGAAAUGUGGAUCUCCACGAUGUACCUGAAAUCACCUGGCCCAAUGACAGCUUAAUACAUAUUUGUUCAGUCUCUUUUGUAAUUGAACACUGACCUUCUGCAUCUUAAUCCUUUCUGCUCCGUCCCUAUUUGUCACCACCUCCCUGUAUACUGAAGCUGAAGGUGAAUCAUUCCAUUUAGAAAUUUCUGUUUCCUGCAUGCUGUUACUAGAAUCAUAGAAUUAAGUUUAUAAUGCCUAUAUAAUCUCUGUAGUGUCCUGGACCCUGGAUCUAUGGAAGAAGACAAUCGCUUCAGUUGAAUAACCUCCUUUAAAUGUGAACUUCUUUAAGUUUUCACACUGAUUGGUUACUGAUUGGUUAGCCACCUGAUUUUUUUCAUCUAACCCUAAAUCAUGCAUGCUCUUACACAUCUAAGCACAUUUUCUUUGUCUGGGAAAUUAUAUAAAAAAAUAACUCUUGCUUUUCCAGGGUCAAUUUCAAUAUCCUUUCAGUCUCCGUCUUGCACUCACAUUGUUUUUGCAAUACCAUGAACACAGGGUCUGUGUUGUUCCUGAUCGUUACUAAACUUUCUCUUAACAAUACAACGGGAAGCCUUGAGUGAAUCCACACUGCCGGUGCUGUCACCCGACAUCACAGCUCACUCAAACUGUGUGUCAAGGUAUUACAGGAAUUUUUCUUCUGGAAGAAAAUUGCUAUACCUCAGGAGGCUUAACUAGCUUUGUCGCCAAAGGCCAGUUUGCCGCGAGAUAUAUUUCUCUUGUGGCUCUUGACUUUGUUUCUUUUUGAGGUGGUAUUUAUUUUACAUUUUUCCUAAAUAAACAAUUGGGUGUCAACCCCCCCCCCCAAUCCUGCACUGCUUCAAGCACCUUGACCUCACCUGUGCUCCCAAUAAAGUUUUCCUCUUUUUUUGUAUUUGCCAAUUGUCACUUUUGUGCUUCAGAUAUUUUAAUUAUGUGAAUACAUAAUUAAAUCACAGGCCUGUUCAUAGUAAGUUGUGUUAAAUAUUGACUAUAAACUUUUCAAUCAAACUA
Brienomyrus brachyistius is the source of this 6121-nucleotide messenger RNA. Its product is annotated as xenotropic and polytropic retrovirus receptor 1 homolog. NCBI's taxonomy places the organism in Eukaryota, Metazoa, Chordata, Actinopteri, Osteoglossiformes, Mormyridae. The record is from RefSeq and is a predicted model, not a curated record. Gene Ontology annotation, cellular component: cytoplasm; plasma membrane; Golgi apparatus. Gene Ontology annotation, molecular function: inositol hexakisphosphate binding. Gene Ontology annotation, biological process: cellular response to phosphate starvation; phosphate ion transport. The transcript is spliced from 15 exons. Bases 351 to 2429 code for a protein of 692 amino acids.